CAAAAAUGGAAAGAAGGGAAGAUGGUGUUCAUUUGGGAACUCACAAGUUCAGAGAUAGGCGUCCCCUUGGAACAUCGGCUCAAAUACAUGAUAAAGAUUAUCAAGAUCCAUCCGCCCCAUUUUUUGAGGUAGGGGAGCUUUAUUGCUGGUCUUUUUACAGGGCAGGAAUCGCUGAAUUCACGGCCACCUUUUUGUUCUUAUACAUCACCGUUUUGACAGUCAUUGAAGUCUCCAAAUCUCCAACCAAAUGCUCCUCUGUUGGUGCCCAUGGAAUUGCGUGGGCCUUUGGUGGCAUGAUCUUUGCACUUGUCUAUUGUACCGCCGGGAUCUCAGGCGGUCAUAUCAAUCCUGCAGUGACAUUUGGGUUGUUUUUGGGUAGAAAGUUAUCACUUCCAAGAACCUUGUUUUACAUAGUGAUGCAAUGCCUUGGUGCGAUUUGUGGUGCCGGUAUAGUAAAGGGAUUUCAAGGAGAAAGGGAUUUUGAGCUACACGGGGGUGGUGCCAACGUGGUUUCCAAGGGAUACAGUAAGGUCCAUGGCCUAGGGGCUGAAAUCAUCGGUACUUUUGUCCUUGUUUACACCGUUUUCUCUGCCACAGACGCUAAGCUCAGUGCUCGUGACUCCCGUGUCCCUAUAUUAGCACCAUUGCCAAUUGGGUUUGUGGUAUAUUUGGUGCAUUUAGCCACCAUUCCAAUCACUGGAACAGGGAUUAAUCCGGCUAGGAGUUUGGGAGCCGCAAUAAUCUACAACAAAGAGCAAGCAUGGGACGAACAUUUUUAA
This is a messenger RNA of Erigeron canadensis, 779 nucleotides long. Its product is annotated as probable aquaporin PIP1-5. Gene Ontology annotation, cellular component: vacuole; plasmodesma; plasma membrane. Bases 6 to 779 code for a protein of 257 amino acids. Gene Ontology annotation, biological process: response to water deprivation; transmembrane transport. The transcript has 4 exons. NCBI's taxonomy places the organism in Eukaryota, Viridiplantae, Streptophyta, Magnoliopsida, Asterales, Asteraceae. Gene Ontology annotation, molecular function: water channel activity. The record is from RefSeq and is a predicted model, not a curated record.